Pochonia chlamydosporia 170 is the source of this 2040-nucleotide messenger RNA. RefSeq names its product ankyrin repeats (3 copies) domain-containing protein. Bases 1 to 2040 code for a protein of 679 amino acids. The record is from RefSeq and is a predicted model, not a curated record. The transcript has 3 exons. Lineage: Eukaryota; Fungi; Ascomycota; Sordariomycetes; Hypocreales; Clavicipitaceae. Gene Ontology annotation, molecular function: protein binding; zinc ion binding; DNA-binding transcription factor activity, RNA polymerase II-specific. Gene Ontology annotation, biological process: regulation of DNA-templated transcription.
AUGAACGACCCUGUCGUACCAUAUAUUGACACACAACAAGAUGGGCAACCGCAGCGUAAAAGAAAGAAGCUGAAUAUGGAGAAGUGUGAGCGCUGUCGCAAAGACAAGAAGAAAUGCGAGCCGCAACCUCGAAAUGAACAAACCAAAUGCCAUCGUUGCCAGCUUUUGGGACAUGAAUGCUCGCCAAACACGCGGAUAAAGAAGGUUCUCUCAGCCGACGCUGCUCGGCAGGCUGUUCCUUUAUUACAAGAUGGCCCCUUUGACUACAUCCCUAGCAUUAGCUUCAGCUUCAGCUUUCCUCGCGGUUGGAAACCCGGCGUGCCGCAAAAGUGGACUUUAAGUCAAUUACAUGAUGCUGUUGCUGUCGUACAACUACUCGAACGAAGACGUGCGGUCUAUCAAGAAGUAAAGGGACAAUUCGCGCAGUUAUUUGGCGAUGGCAACGGGGACAUAAGUAUUCUCUCGGAAGCGAUGGAAGAGAAUGCUACAGACGACGAGGACGACGAAGACGAAGACGACGCUGAGGACGACAAUGAGGAAAGUUUUGACAAAGUCGACGCAAAAAUGUUAAAUCUGAAAGUUCUACUAUUGCUCUUGAUCGACGAUGGCUUGAAACAGGCCGGAAGUGCUGCAGUUUCUGAUUUGAAGUACGCCCAGAGACAACUGCACUCCCCAAGCAGACCAAUUUUUGAUACCUUCACUGCCUGCACAGAAAUGGUGGAAGGUCUCUGCACGGUUGAAGAUUUUGCUGGUGCAUACACAGCUCUUCAAAGCAUUGCAGGCAAAAUACCUAUGGAGACAUACACUAGGAAGCACCAUAGUAUCUUCGCAAGCUUGUACCUCAGAAUUGCGCAAUUGCCACAUAACUUGGGCGUGGACAUUCCCAAAUGUGUCCUGAAGAGUCCUAUGUUGUUUCGACAGGGCGUUUGGCUUGACGUUGCAAAAAGAGGGCUUCUAAGUAUGCCGCGAGAUCUUCUUCCGGAAUAUCCUGCCACAGACUGCACUGGCUCGACGGUGCUACACAAUCUGGCUGGAGCAAGAGCGGGUAUGACACAUGGAAUGUUUCUAUCUACGAAUGUUCCAAAGGGCAUCCCCCCGAACCAGCAAGAUUUCUUUGGUCGUACAGCACUCCUGAUAGCCAUUGAAAAUAGGAAUCAUCAUAUGGUAAAGUAUCUACUAGACAAUGGCGCAGAUGUUACGCUGACGAACAAUUUUCAUCAUACUCCGCUGCAUUAUGCCGCAGCAGUCGGGUGCAAACGAACGUGUGAUAUGCUAGUCGAGGCUGGGGCUCACGCGGAUGCACAAGAUAUUGCUGAUAGACAACCCAUCUUUUAUGCAUCUGCCCGCGGAUACGGGUCAGUCGUUGACUUUUUACUCACCCAAGUGCCUGACGACGCGCGCAUGAGUAUUUUCUGUUACGGAGGGGACUGCCCUGUUGAAAAAGCGCUAUGGAACCGUCACGAGUCUAUUGCUUUAGCAAUCUCGACGCGGCUGCUCGGCUUGAAAAAGCCAAGGUUAGAACGGGCAUCUGAGCUAUGGAGGCUUGCCACAUUCUUUAGGAGUUGGAGCCUUAUUCGGCUCGUUUUUGACCAUAUUGGGGACAAUGUGAACACGGAGAACGGCGAUGGAGAAACCGCUCUAUUAGCCGCCGUGGAAGAGCAAAACAUUGAGAUGGUGCGUCUCAUUUUGAGCCAUCCGAAAGUGAACGCCGGCCUGGUUCCCAAAGUUCUCAGAACACCUGGUAUAACAGCUCUUCACAUGGCCGUUAUACAGGGCAACUUGGAAAUAGUGUCUGCAAUCGCUGCACGUGCUGACUGCUCUCUCUUUGCAAAGGUGGAAGAUGUACCUAGCACACGGCAGUUGUCACCAGAACAUGUCGGAAAGACUGCUUACGAGCUUGCGGCUCAUUACAAACACCAGGAAAUUGCGAGUCUAUUGCUGUCAGAAUGCUGGUCGAGGGGGUACGUGUGGAUUACUCAGCAGCAUGAUCCGCACCAUGUAGAUAUUGUAACGGAUUGGGUUUAUGAUGUAGGCUUAUAG